Rotaria sp. Silwood2 is the source of this 1320-nucleotide messenger RNA. The record is from the annotation of a GenBank genome assembly. Lineage: Eukaryota; Metazoa; Rotifera; Eurotatoria; Philodinida; Philodinidae.
AUGAACACACAACUAACAUGCAUUUGCCUUUAUAUCAUUUGGCUAUGGACUCCAGCAGAUGCAGCACAAUCAUACUAUGUUACUAAAUCUGGCAAUGAUAGAAACUUGGGAACAAAUCAAUCAGCAGCAUGGCGCACAAUUCAAAAGGCAGCUAGUCAGGCUACACCUGGUUCUACUGUCUAUAUUGGUCCAGGAACUUACUACGAAACAGUAACAAUACUUGUUCAAGGUAAUGCUAAAGAUGGACCAAUCACAUUCACUAAUUUGAUGCUAAAUACUCGACCGAUUAUUUCGGGUGAACAAGCGAGAAAUCGAUCAUCGGAUGGAACAUUAAAUUUAAUCUAUAUGGAGAACAAGAGUUAUCUACGUUUUGUCAAUCUUGAAUUGGCCAAUCUGACAAGUACGGAAUGUAGUGGAAUCAGAAUUGUUGGUGGUGGUACACGUAUUGAGCUUCGCAAUUUACUUAUUCAUCAUAUACGUGGUGGAGGAGAAGCAGGUGGAGCUAUGGCAAUUACAGUUUAUAACAAAGAUCAAAAAACGAGUCGUAGAGAAUUGAUUAUUAAUAAUUGUACAUUACAUGAUUGUCAGCCAGCUUGGAGUGAGGCAUUAACUCUCAAUGGUAACGUCGAACAAUUUCAAAUUACAAACAAUCGCGUCUACAAUAUGAACAAUAUUGGCAUCGACUUUAUCGGUGGAGAAAGUGGAAUGGGUGCUCUUGGGGCUCGUUCUGGCCGAUGUGCUAAUAAUACAGUCUGGAACAUUCAUUCGACAUAUGAUUCUAGUGCAGCAGGUAUUUAUGUAGAUGGAGGAUCGAAUAUUACCGUGGAGAUGAAUGAAAUCCAUCAUUCGGAUGCUGGAAUAGAAAUCGGAGCUGAAAAUCAAGGUCGAAUAGCGUCGAAAAUGAUCGUUCGAAAAAAUUACAUUCAUCACAAUGACAAACUUGGUCUUGCCUUCGGUGGAUACGGUCAAAAUCGAGGACGUGUUAUCAAUAGUUUGUUCGAAGCUAAUCGACUUGAGUAUAACGAUGCCAAGCGUACGGGAAGUGGAGAAAUUGUUGUUUCUUUUGCAUCCAAUAAUUCUGUCAAUGCCAAUAUUGUCAAACCGACUGCACAAAACAUUAUUCUCUAUACAGAUCCGAUUGGUAGUUUGAAGAAUGUAUUUGAUCGUCAAGUUUACUACCCGAAUGGCAGUAAAGCAACACAGAGUAGUCUCAUUUUUAAUUGGGGCAACCAACAUUAUCAAGGCUUGAGUGCAUUUCAGAAGGCAACCAAACAGGAGAUGCAUGCUACUGUAAUUAAUGGAAAAAGUGCACGGAAAUAA